AUGUCACUGACUAAGUGCCGCCGAUCAAUAGUGCUGCGCCAUCUGUACCUCUUCAUUGCCUACCUCGACGCGACACGCGACUUCUGGUUCACCGCCACACGACCCGCCCUGGCCGCUCCCGCCCUUCCCUCCUCCUCCGUCUCCACCUCCACCUCUGUUGAUGCUUCCACCACUCCCAACAGUGCGAAGCGUCCCGAACUGCACACCGGGCCCUCUACCAAUAAUGUCAUCGCUGGUGGAGUCACUCCUCCGACCACCAGCAGUAUGCCCAAGAGGCGACGCCGGACCAUGGGCUCCGGGGCUACAUCCAAGACGUUAGCACCGUCACCUCCUCCUCCUUCAUUGUCAUCGGUCACUUCGAGGAUGCACAAUGGUUCGUGGUUGAAGAUGGAGGGUCGUCGUCAACUUGUUGCACCACCAUCUGGUGCUAGAUAA
This is a messenger RNA of Echinococcus granulosus, 435 nucleotides long. RefSeq lists its product as hypothetical. The record is from RefSeq and is a predicted model, not a curated record. Bases 1 to 435 code for a protein of 144 amino acids. The transcript is spliced from 2 exons. NCBI's taxonomy places the organism in Eukaryota, Metazoa, Platyhelminthes, Cestoda, Cyclophyllidea, Taeniidae.